CAACACUUCUUCGCCUGGCUUUUACCAUAAAUUUAGUGGAAUCAAAGUCGAUAGUUGAACUUGUCCCACUAAAAUAUGACAAGUUCGUAAUACUGCCGCGGUAUGGUAUUCUCAGAGGUUCAGUGUCGAGGACUACCUGGACCAACCGACCGAUAUAUCAAUUCUUGGGCGUACGUUACGCUGAAUCACCUAGUGGUAAUCUGCGCUUCAAGGCUCCAGUGCCAGUGAAGCCAUGGAACAACAUUCAAGACGCAAGAGAGUUCGGGCGUAAAUGCCCUAUUCUAACAGAUUUAGCAAAAAUGACAGAAGAGGAGCGUCGCGCUACUGAUCUUGAAGACUGCUUGAAUAUGGCGAUCUAUUCCCCGAAUUUGUCAGGAAAGUUACCAGUAAUGGUCUACGUCCAUGGAGGCAGCUUUUACCUGACCAAUGCCAAUGAAUUUCCCCCGAACUAUUUACUCGAGCGUGACGUUGUUUUGGUUGUAGUUCAGUAUCGACUUGAUGCAUUGGGUUUCUUAGCAACAAAUUCGGAAGACAUUCCGGGAAAUGCCGCCCUGAUGGACGUACAGCAGGCUCUGACUUUUGUUAAGGAAAACAUUGACCGUUUCGGUGGUAAUCCGAACAGUGUCACUCUAUUUGGCCAAUCUGCUGGGGCUGCAAUGGUCUCUGCUUUAGUUAUAAGUCCAGCUGUGCCGCAAAAUCUGUUUCAUCGCGUUAUUAUUCAGUCGGGUUCAGUUUUUUCCAAGUGGAGCGUAUCGACCGAUCCCAUUAAGGAUGCUAGAGAUAUUGCCGAAGCGGCCGGACUGGACUCAAAGGAGUCGAUAAGUCAUUUGAACGAAGCUUUUAUCAAAAUGGAUGUUUUCAGUCUCCUGCAAGCAGUUGAUCGAUAUCAGAGUAAUCUACAAGCUGGACCACUUCAUCUUGGGGCUCGAUCACUUUCCAUCGGUGGUCCGAAUAACUUACUUCCUGAUUUACCACAGAAAAUUGUCUCCGCACCUCAGUACAAGAAGAACUAUCCAAUGAUAAUUGGAACAACAAAAGACGAUGGAUCAUACGUAGCAACAGUUCUCUACGAUUUCUUGAUAGCUUCAAUGCAAGCUAGCGGUUCGACGAAUCCCAAUGUACCGAUUAUGACUGUAAUAUUGCAACUGUUAUGUACUUUUCUUGACGCUGGUGACAAAUGUGAUGCCAUUCGAAACAUAAUAUCUGGCACUUUUUGGACCGAAGAAGAACUAGCAAGUCAUGACAUUGCAACGAUUGCACCCGGAUUGAUUGAUUUGUUAGGGACGUUCCUCUUCAAAGGUCCAGCACUGCAGGCAGCUUUGAGCAAUGCUGGUUUUGACAGAAAGAAUACUUUCUUCUACACAUUUGACUAUCAAGGGGAAAAAACCAGAUUCGGCUAUGAACAAGACACUUCCCAUUAUCCAUUCAAAGGCGGUGUUACACAUUCCGAUGAUCUCAUAUACCUUUUCCCAUAUCCAUCGCAAGUGACUCCUUUGAAUCAAGCUGAUACUCAAAUGGCAAAAAAACUCAUCGACAUGUGGACAUCUUUCGCCACCAAUAGUUCGCCGCCAUCCCUUGAAAACGGUUCAGGUGGAAAAUUCUCGUGGCCACCAAUGAUAACAGGCACGUUUGGGCCAUACGUACGUAUUGAUAAGGAGUUCACAAUUGGAACUGAUUAUACAACAGAGUUUGUGAGCAACGUUACGGGUAAAAGCAACACUGAUUACCGGCAACUGAUGGCGAUGUUAUCGGCUUGAUUUUGAGUUAAACACGGAAUUGUUGAAGACGAAAUACAAAAACGGGCAAAU
Molecule: messenger RNA, 1808 nt
Organism: Bradysia coprophila
Lineage: Eukaryota; Metazoa; Arthropoda; Insecta; Diptera; Sciaridae
Product: glutactin-like
Source: RefSeq, a predicted model, not a curated record